AGAGCAGCUGCAGGAACUGAUAAAUCAAUAGCAGAAUGAAAAUCUGUGCGCCUGUGAGGAAUAUCUGCGCAUUUAUUAUCUGUGACAGUCAAACACAUGCAGAUCAGAUGAAGAGCAGCGGUGCUUGAACGCGCUGCGUGACGGUGUCCCGGCUGGCAGGCAGGCUGCAGCCCGGAUGGAGGCAGCGCAGCCCGCACGGCUCGCCGUCGCACCGGUCGGCGGUGGUUAAGAUGGAAUAUUUUUACAGAGCGAGCAGCCAAAUUCAUUUGCACCGGCGGAAAAAGGGAGCUCUGUAGCGGCGCAAAUUAGAAAGCCAGUCCGUUCGCCGUCCUUAAUGGCUUCUGGCUCCGAAGAUGAGGAGGGGGACACGGAAGGCGCUUCGUGGAGGCUCAUAGGCCCGGUCACGGAGCUUUCCAAGCAGCGCUGCCGUAUGAUGUACUCCUCCCUCGGCCGCGGCUCCGAUGUCUGCCUCUUCCAUGUGAAGGGGGAGUUUUUUGCCAUGGAUGCUCGCUGUGCGCAUUCCGGCGGUCCUCUGUGUGAGGGGGACAUCGAGGAUGCUGAUGGGGUCCUGCAGGUCUUCUGCCCCUGGCACGACUAUGACUUUGACCUCAGAACUGGAAAGUCAGGGACCUCCUUACAGCAAAAGGUGUAUGAAGUCAAGGUGGAGGACGGCAACGUGUACGUGAAACACGCCAGUCGUCUCUCCCUGCAGCCCUUUCCUGCAGAUCAGAAGAGAUGAACAACCUCGGACUUCAGGCCUUCGUGAGUCCACUCGGGCUAUUUUUAAAGACUUGUUCCACAAACCCAAGCCAUCCGAAACAUUCCCGAGCCUUAUCUGUCUUUUUCACAGACCGCUUCUACUUUGAUUGCCGCGCACUCACCGUGAUAUCUGAUUGUCUGAAGAGGACAUGACUUCAUUAAAUAGUUUCAGGGUUUUUCUUGCUGGCAUUCCAGGUAGAGACUCAUCACAGACGCUAAACAUGGAGAGCUCACUCCCGACCCUGAUAACAGUCCAGACAGGAGCAAAUAUGCAACAUAAAAACACAAAUUUCACUUUUCUCAGCAGACGUUACAGAACUCACCAGCAAAUUUGACUACUGGCAGCAUAAGAGUGAUUUACCGAUUUAAUUUGGACAUUUUUUUUAGGGAUUCCUGAAGAAGAUGAUAUAUUUUCUGAUGAAAAUAUGUGAAAUUUGAAGUUGUUUCCUCACAUUUGAGCCAUCAGAUUUACUCCGUCCAAUUACGUCUUCUGUUGAAACCCACUAACUGCCAAAGUGGAUUUGAAAAUGUUUCAUAGCUUCUCACCUCAGUUCUCAAACACUCUACCUGCCUGUCAAUUGACAGUCCUGUUGCGCUUGUGAGUAAAUCAUACUGUAUCUGUUUUGGCAUACAGAAAAUGUCCCCAAAUGUUAAAUACAAAGUGAUAACUUGCAGAAAUCGAAGCAUUAUUGCAAUGAGGAGAUGAAUUCACAUGCAGCCAGAAGGUAGCAGAAGUCAUGACAACAUAUGCAAAGUACUUUCCUAAUUUGGUGAUUUGCAAACGCCUUUAAAAUCAAACAUGCCCAGAAUGAAUCAUACAAAUUAAACGAUUAUCAUGUUGAUUUUUUUGACAAAAGAUGUAGAUUCUGAUCACCAGUUGUUCUGUGUUUUGAGGUCCAAACUGACAGCCUGGAAUACAGGUCACCUUUUAUGAGUAUAAAGCUUCCACUCAUUUUCAGUGAAAGAAUUUGUAAUCAUGUAAUUGUGGAAAUAUAACGACAGUUUCUUUCAGCAGCUAAUGCAGAAGUAAACUCAACAGUGUUCAUUACUACCAAUAAUCCUCAUCCAUGUCUUGAACAGGCAUUACCUGAGGCCAUGCUGAGUUGUGGCUUUUGGGUAAAUUUAGACACUUAUUCCAGUGAUGUCACGCAACAGAAACUCCCUCUCAGAAUUUGUGUUUCUGAACAGGUUUUUAACCCAAAUAUAGUUCCAGCAAGGAGAACACACAUGAAGGGCACAGCAAUUAGGAUUGGUAGCAGCUGCUGAGAUGUCUCCAUCAGCAUUUCUCUCCACUCCUGGCCUGUGCACAGACAGGUUUGUCCGUUACUGACGCAAUGGGACUCAAAAGAAACGGUUAGUAAGGCGCCAGAGGGAGGUUCACGACCUGAAAUGCACCAUUGACUCAAGAAAAAUGUGUUUCUCUAGCUUAUUGUGUGUGUGUGUGUGUGUGUGUGUUUGUGUGUGUUUGUGUGUGUGUGUGUGUGUGUGUGUGUGUGUGUGUAUAUGUGUGUGUGUGUGUGUGCGCGCGCAUGCACACGCUGAUGCAAGUGUGUUUUCUUUAUUCCUUAGUGGUGAGCAGUCACUCACUAUAUUUUCUGUCAGCUCCAUUUUCUGGCAGGGGCACAGCGAGCAGUCAUGGAGGUGUCAGUGACAGUGUGGCUCAACACUCUCAUUUUCCUCCCUGCUGUCUUCCCUGUUGUGCAGCUUUAUUGCAAUAGUAAUUUUCACUGGCUAAAAAUGUCUGUAACUCAUCACCUGGAGGGUAACGGGCGCACGCCACAUCGGUAGGAAAGUCAGAGUAAACUGUGUUCAGGAUUCUGCACUGGUCAGGAGUUUUUAUCGCUUCCUUUCAGCCUGGUGCUACAUGGUUCCUUAGAUUUAUUUCAUAUGUUCAGCUAAUUUAAAUGCAUUUUGCUAUAUGUUUGUUAUAUGAAAUAUCUAUCUGGUCUUUACUGUUCAUUAAAAGAAGUAAAACUCCUGCAAUUUCAACUACCUACUAGUUGUGAGCUCUAAGUGUUUUGUUUGUUGUCAACUGAAUUUAUUGUUGUUACUUAAAGCUAAGUCUGAUGCAAAGCUGAAAAGUUCAUCUUUGUUGUUUAAUUCACAAAUUAAAUCAU
Messenger RNA from Chelmon rostratus (copperband butterflyfish), 2876 nucleotides. RefSeq lists its product as uncharacterized. The transcript is spliced from 3 exons. The record is from RefSeq and is a predicted model, not a curated record. The coding region runs from base 335 to 739 and encodes 134 amino acids. NCBI's taxonomy places the organism in Eukaryota, Metazoa, Chordata, Actinopteri, Chaetodontiformes, Chaetodontidae. Gene Ontology annotation, molecular function: 2 iron, 2 sulfur cluster binding; nitrite reductase [NAD(P)H] activity.